UCGCAGGGAAAGGAAAGCUGUAUUCCACAUAGUGCUUCAACCAUAACAGCAUCAUACAUUGCUCCACUAUCCUCUCAGCUGCAUAGAAAAGCCAGAUGAAGUCUUCCGACAUUGAUCAGGACUUGUUCACGGAAAGUUAUUGCAAAGUAUGCAGUGCUCAGCUGAUCUCUGAAUCUCAGCGGGUGGCACAUUAUGAGAGUCGAAAACAUGCAAGCAAAGUGCGGUUGUAUUACAUGCUUCACCCCACAGAUGGUGGCUGUCCGGCCAAAAAGCUUCGAUCAGAAAAUGGUAGUGAUGAUGAUGUGGUGGAUAAGAACAAGUGCUGCACACUUUGUAACAUGUCUUUUACCUCGGCGGUGGUAGCGGAAUCCCAUUAUCAAGGGAAAAUCCAUGCCAAAAGAUUAAAACUGUUGCUAGGAGAACAGCCCCCAUUAAAGGCCACAGACACUGCUCUGAGUUCGCUAAAGCAGCCCAACGUGGACAAUUCCCCAAUGGUUGCUUCAGCUUAUCAAAGAAGAGACUCAGACAGAUACUGCCAGCUUUGUGUGGCCUGGUUUAAUAACCCUAUGAUGGCACAACAACAUUAUGAUGGCAAAAAACACAAAAAGAAUGCAGCAAGGGCUGAUUUAUUAGAACAACUAGGAAAGACCCUGGAUCUGGGGGAGUUGAGAGGUCUGAAGCGCAGUUAUACAUGUAGCAUCUGUAAUGUCACUCUAAACUCAAUAGAACAGUAUCAUGCUCAUCUGAAAGGCUCUAAACAUCAAACCAACCUGAAGAAUCAGUAGUGAAAACAUCAAUCCAGAGAAAAGAAAAACAUCAGGAUUUCUUCCUCACAGAAGAGUUGCUAAUCAACAGAUAGAGAGCAUUCUUUCUUGGACAAUGAACAUUACUUGUGAGGAUUCACAAAUUAAUAUAUUACUAAUCUUGGUUUUGGACAGUGAAUGGAUUUUCUUUUUUAAUUUUGUGGUAAGUUAAAAUAUUUGGAUGGACUUUUUUUUAAACCUUUUCAAGAUGUCAGCCCACAUCCUGAAAAACAAACCUGUAGCCAAGUGAUCACAUCACUCAUCUUUAGAGACAGUACAAAUAAAAUAUUUUGCUUUUUUCACAUUUAUUCUAGAUUUCUCCAGAGAGUAUAAUUACCCAGUUAAAUUAUUGAUGAUUGUGAUGUGCUCCAUCUUCAACCAGAAAUAAACAUUAUUUCUUCAUCAUGUUGAGCAUGAUUAGUUGCAACAUUCAAAGGACUAAAAUGAAGUGCAAGCAACAGGAGAUGUAUAAUGGAUGAAUUAUUCCUUUCUCCCAGCCUCCUUCAAAAAAUACUAAUAGGUCACUGAACAGUGAAAACUGUGAAAGAAAAAAAAAUGUUCAACUCCUUUCCUGUCUUCCAACCAGAGUUCCUAAAGGUUAGGCCAUAGUCCUACUCAUUUAUACAUUUGUUGUGUUAGCUUAAGGAGAGAAUUAGUCUGUCCACAAGACGCUCACUGCAGCAAACAAUAUCUCAGCAGCGAGGUUCUUCGGUGCAGUGUUUCAAGGCAUCAGCAACAACGGGACCCAAAGUCAGUUCCUUUGGAAAAUGGAUUCAAAUGAAUGGAUGUUUCCUGCCAAAUUAGCCUGAAUCAGAUACUUCUUCCCAGAAGUAGACACAAGAAAAGGCAAGAAUAUAUGUGAAAGUGAGAAAAGGAACAUUUGCUCAUCCAGGACCUGCUAGCCCUGUGCAGCCAAAGGGACGCUGAUGAGGUAGUUUUCUGUUGGAUUCUGUGUUCUUCAUUGCUGCCAUGUCUGUGAUUAUGGGUUUGUCUGCUUUUUGAAGGUACUUCACUGAUCAAGACUCCAACUGAGACAGCCCCGAUGGGAA
Molecule: messenger RNA, 1852 nt
Organism: Tachyglossus aculeatus (Australian echidna)
Lineage: Eukaryota; Metazoa; Chordata; Mammalia; Monotremata; Tachyglossidae
Gene: ZMAT4
Product: zinc finger matrin-type 4
Exons: 7
Coding region: 96-785 (229 amino acids)
Cellular component (GO): nucleus
Molecular function (GO): nucleic acid binding; zinc ion binding
Source: RefSeq, a predicted model, not a curated record